ACCUCGAACUAGACCUAGACCUCAACCAUUUGUUAAUAAGAAGCUGCCUAAGAACGCGAAGACUACAUCUACAAAACCUACUGCCCCUUCAUCAGAUGGAUCGUCUGGAUCUCCUGAAGAUCCUGUACCCCCUGGAGCUACAGGAGCCGCCGGAGUUCCUGAACCUCCUGCAGCACCCGUAGCUCCUCUGUCUCCUGUAACUCCUGGAUUGGCUGGAAUGGCUGGAAUGGCUGGGUUGGCUGGAAUGUCUGGAAUGUCUGGAUCGGCCGGAUUUCUUGGAGCUCUUGGAGGUUCCGCAGUUCCUGUCUUGCAAAGUGUGGGCACCGCCAUUGGUACUAUUCAAUCGGCUGCUAGCCGCGGCGCCCGCCCUCAGCAUCAAUCUUCAUAUGCUGAGAAUCCUGAAAAUGACAAAGCGGUACAGCCAGAUGUACAGCAAGAGGCGCAGCAAGUGGUACAGCAACAGGUGCAGGAAGCGGCGCAGCCACAGGUACAGCAAGAGGCACAGCCAAAGGUACAGCAAGAGGCACAGCCACAGGUACAGCAAGAGGGACAGCCACAGGUACAGCAAGAGGCACAGCAAGAGGUGCAGCAACGGGUACAGCAAGAUGGAGGCACAGUCAGCGCAGCAUCAUCACAGACAGAUUCUUGAAGUUUUGCGGUACGACGAUAAAAAUGCAAAA
Rhipicephalus sanguineus (brown dog tick) is the source of this 680-nucleotide messenger RNA. RefSeq lists its product as uncharacterized. Lineage: Eukaryota; Metazoa; Arthropoda; Arachnida; Ixodida; Ixodidae. The coding region runs from base 218 to 649 and encodes 143 amino acids. The transcript has 2 exons. The record is from RefSeq and is a predicted model, not a curated record.